AGAGCUGAUAGCAUCGUCAGUUAGCACAGUGAGUCAGAGCUGCAGAGUGAACUAGUCCUUCAGCUGUACAAUAUUCACGCCAGGUCAGGUAAAACUGCAGUGGGAGUAGUGCAGUUGUGGCAUCUGUCUCUUUCGUGAGAGACAAUGUUCUAGAGUCUCGUGGUGGCUGCCUGGUCUCUACAAUGAACAAUGAAGAUGAGUUCUAUGAUGCCAUCACAGGCUUGGAUUCAGACGAGUCGUGUGAGGGCACUUCAGAGGCCAGUUUUAAAGAUGCUGUAGUGGAUGCCGGUGCCAAGAAGAGGAAUGGUACUGUGCCACAGGAGAAUGGAAUCAAAAAGCACAGGUCAGCACUUCCUGCUCCUAUGUUCUCCAGAAAUAAUUUCAGCAUAUGGAGCAUUCUAAAGAAAUGUAUUGGACUGGAGUUGUCCAAAAUCACCAUGCCCAUUGUGUUCAAUGAACCACUGAGCUUUCUUCAGAGAAUCAGCGAGUACAUGGAGCACACGUACCUUAUCCACAAGGCCUGUGCAGAGUCUGACUCCAUAGAAAGGAUGCAGGCUGUAGCUGCCUUUGCUGUGUCUGCUGUGGCCUCUCAGUGGGACAGGACUGGAAAGCCUUUUAACCCCCUCUUAGGGGAGACUUAUGAGCUUACAAGAGAAAACCAGGGCUAUAGGUUGAUCUCAGAGCAGGUGAGUCACCACCCACCAAUCAGUGCAUUCCAUGCUGAGGGUCUAGCCGAGGACUUCCUGUUUCACGGUUCUAUAUACCCAAAGCUCAAGUUCUGGGGCAAGAGUGUGGAAGCAGAACCCAAAGGAACCAUCACAUUAGAACUCCUAAAGCACAAAGAGGCGUACACAUGGUCGAACCCUUUCUGUUGUGUACACAAUGUAAUUGUAGGAAAACUGUGGAUUGAGCAAUACGGCACAGUGGAGAUAUUGAACCACAGUACUGGAGAUAAGUGUGUGCUGAACUUUAAACCAUGUGGGAUGUUUGGCAAAGAGCUGCACAGAGUGGAGGGCUACAUACAGGACAAAAGCAAGAAGAAACACUGUGUAAUAUAUGGUAAAUGGACAGAAUGCAUUUGGAGUGUGGAUGCACAAGUUUACGACUCUUAUCGAAAAAAUGAUAAAAAAGGAGCAGCAGACACCAAGAAACAGAAGCCGGAAGAGGCAAAUAAUGCAGAGAAUGAUGAAGCAGAUGAUAUGCCGGAGUUACAGGAGACUGUGGCUGUUAUCCCUGGGAGCACUCUGUUAUGGAGGGUCUCCUCUAGACCACCUGAUUCAGCAGAGAUGUAUAACUUCACCAAUUUUGCUAUCACACUGAAUGAAUUAGAGCCUGCCAUGGAGGGACUUUUGGCUCCAACAGACUGCCGCCUACGGCCUGACAUCAGAGCCAUGGAGAAUGGGGACAUGGAUGAAGCCAGCAGAGAAAAGGAACGACUGGAGGAAAAGCAGAGAGCAGCCCGUAAAGAUAGGGCCAAGGAAAAUGAGGACUGGACCACUAGGUGGUUUGAGUUGGGAACAAAUCCAUACACAGGAGCACAGGACUGGCUCUAUACGGGAGGAUACUUUGAUAGGAAAUAUACAAAUUGUCCUGAUAUCUACUAAUGAGGGACCAGCAAUCACUUUCUGCCCUUCAUACCCAUAGCAUUUUUUUUUUUUACUGAACUUCAUAUCGUAAUAUAGUGUCCAUCUGAAACAGAUGUGGCAAUUCUAGCUGGUUUCCCAUCACUGCUCACUCAUCUAGAGAUUUGCAUUUCACUUUUUCAUUACUGUCGGUGGUUAGCAAGACAACCUGUGAUUUUAGUGCACUUUCACAUACACAGGUUCUGAAUUUCUAAAGUUAGUGGUAAAAGAAGAGGGCAAACUACAACACUUGGACUGAAUUUUAAUAGUUACGUUGCUGAUGUGAAAGCACUGGAGGUAACUACAUUUUUUGUAAAUAGCAAGAGAAGGGUACAGAUGCUAGCUAGGUUUCUAAGAAUUGCCAUUUCUUUGCCUUAAAACACUCAAUACCCUUACUACAUUUUGCUAAAUUUCACUUUAGCACUUUUGGAAAUAGAUUUAGUCUGUAAAUUUGCCCUUGGUCCACACUUAAAUGCAUGGUUUAACAACUUCAGUCUUCAACAUUGGAUAGCACUGAGCUGAGCUCACCUCAAGGUAGUCUAGAGUAAAUUCAAUUAUGCUGGUAACUACUACUAAUAAUGAACUGUGAUUAUUUAAUGUAUUGUGUCUGCACAUUCUGUGUGUUCAAUUUUGUUAAGCCCUACCUUUAUCACAUGUGCCCUUAAUAUUUUUAAAUCUUAAGAAAUAUUAAGAAAUGUUAAAUAUUUACAUUCCUUUUUUUCUUUGCAGAAUGUCAGAUAUGCUUCUUAAUAUGUUGCUAUGUCCCAUCAUUUAGUCAUUCCAAACACUGCAGUCUGUUAUGCCUUAAAAAGAUUAAUGUUGUUGUAUUAUAUAUCUGUCAUACGUUCUUUAGUGGUGAUUUGGUGUCAUUGUUUAAUACUGUUCUAUAAUGCUGCAUAUUUCUUAGACUUGCUGGUAUCCACAUAAGUCACUGUUGAUAUUAAAUAUUAUGGGUAACACUAUUCAUUGUUACUGACCCAUACUGCACAAAAUCUAUGCAACUUAUCAGAUUUUAAAUCAAAUUAUAUUAUCUUGCAAUUGUAUGGUAUCCAGUCUAUAAACACGUAUCAGUUUGUGAGUGUUGAGCUCCAGCAAAAUAUAUAAUUGCCCCUUUUCAGUAUUUGCAGUCUGUAGUAAUCAUCACCCCUUUUUAUUUUAAUCUGCUUUCAUUUCUAUCAUUUUUUUUUUGUGUGCUGACUGCUGGAACUCUAUAGCGUUCUCACUGCAUUAACAUCUGGGAGUCACAGUAAUGCUUUUUCUUUUCCCUUUUUUAAUUUUUUAAUUUUGUGCCUGAAUUUGUCAUUAAUAAUCGUGGAUUUUAUUAAUUUGUCCUUUAUUCAGUGUCAUUGGUGUUUUAAGAUUAAAGACCAUCCUUCAGUGUAGUUCCCCUCCACAGUUAAAUAGUCCUUAAAUUUGUAAAUGUGUGUGUAAAUGUCUUUACCCACACUGUGUAAUGUACCCAUGUACAGUCUAUUACACUACUUGAUUGUACUUGUUAAUUUACUUGCGUCUUCAUUUAAAUGUACCUUUAAUUAUAUGAGAACUAGCAAUAUAAAACUAAUGUGGAUUUUA
This is a messenger RNA of Trichomycterus rosablanca, 3194 nucleotides long. RefSeq names its product oxysterol binding protein-like 2b (gene osbpl2b). Gene Ontology annotation, molecular function: cholesterol binding. The transcript is spliced from 14 exons. Bases 183 to 1604 code for a protein of 473 amino acids. Lineage: Eukaryota; Metazoa; Chordata; Actinopteri; Siluriformes; Trichomycteridae. The record is from RefSeq and is a predicted model, not a curated record. Gene Ontology annotation, cellular component: intracellular membrane-bounded organelle; cytosol; perinuclear endoplasmic reticulum.